Messenger RNA from Colletotrichum tamarilloi, 531 nucleotides. RefSeq names its product ubiquitin-conjugating enzyme. The coding region runs from base 1 to 531 and encodes 176 amino acids. The transcript is spliced from 2 exons. Lineage: Eukaryota; Fungi; Ascomycota; Sordariomycetes; Glomerellales; Glomerellaceae. The record is from RefSeq and is a predicted model, not a curated record.
AUGGCUUCCAGCUUUGCUUCCAAGCGGCUGGCCAAAGAGUUGUCCAAGCUCAACUCUGGCCUGCCUCCCGGUAUCGAGCUCAUCUCGGCCGACAACUUCGAAGAAUGGAUCAUGGACAUCAAAGUCUUGGACGACAACCCGCUGUAUAAAGACCAGGUUUACAGGCUGAAAUUCAAGUUCUCCCAACAAUAUCCCAUAGGUAUGCCUCUCAGCGCAUACCAGCUCCUCAGUACCUCCCCAAGUAACAUAAUCUGGUCUAUAGAACCCCCAGAGGUCACCUUCGUCAAGACCACCGAGCGACCGAUUCCCAUGCACCCUCAUAUCUACUCCAAUGGCAUCAUCUGUCUCGAUUUGCUCGGCAGCCAAGGCUGGAGUCCCGUACAGAACGUCGAGAGCGUCUGCAUGAGUAUACAGAGCAUGUUAACAGGCAACGAAAAGAACGAGCGGCCGGCGGGAGAUGACGAGUUCGUUCGGAGCAAUCGCUUGCGCCCUAGAGAUAUUGACUUCUACUAUCACGAUAACACCGUUUGA